Messenger RNA from Fundulus heteroclitus (mummichog), 1834 nucleotides. Its product is annotated as 4F2 cell-surface antigen heavy chain. The transcript has 11 exons. The record is from RefSeq and is a predicted model, not a curated record. The coding region runs from base 127 to 1671 and encodes 514 amino acids. Lineage: Eukaryota; Metazoa; Chordata; Actinopteri; Cyprinodontiformes; Fundulidae. Gene Ontology annotation, biological process: carbohydrate metabolic process; amino acid transport.
GUGGGCGGAGCUAAGAGUUGUGUAAAUACAGUCUUACCGGCUUUUCGCAGCAGAUCAGGGGAGACACGAUAAGAGCUGGAGCAAUAAAGCUCGACGGACAUUUUACCGCUUUCAACAGACUCAACCAUGAGCAAGGACACGGAGAUCGACAUGGAGGAGGUGAAGCUGAACGAGGUGGACCUGGAGAAGCAGCCUAUGACCGGAGACGGCCCCGCUCCCGCCGGGGAGAAGAACGGCAGCGUGAAGCUGAAGGUCCCCGACGACGACGUCACCUUCACCGGCCUGUCCAAGGAGGAGCUGAUGAAGGUGGCCGGCACCCCGGGGUGGGUGCGGACCCGCUGGAUGCUGCUGGUCCUGUUCUGGUUGGGCUGGGUCGGCAUGCUGGCCGGGGCCAUCGUCAUCAUCGUCCAGGCCCCUCGCUGCAAACCCGUCCCAGAGAUGAACUGGUGGAACAACGGCCCCCUGUACCAGGUGUCCGACCUGGACGCCUUCUGCGGCGGGAUGGAAGGUCUUGAAGCAAAGUUGGAACAGCUGGCCCAGAUAAAGGUCAAAGGUCUGGUUCUUGGUCCGUUUCACCAAGUACAAAAGGAUAACCCCAGCACCCUGGAUUUUAAGAAGACCGACCCAACAUAUGUUACGGAUGACAUCUUGGAGGCUGUGUUGAAGAAGGCUGACAAGAAAGACAUUUCUGUGGUUCUGGACCUGACUCCAAACUACAAGGGAUCUUCUCCGUGGUUCUCCAGAGAUGAUGAAGUAAUCAAGAAUGAAGUAAUGGAGAAACUCAAGGUUGCAGCAGAGUACUGGAUGGGACGCGGCGUUCACGGCAUCAAGGUGCCCGACAUGGAUUUGGCCUCUGGCUUCUCUGGGUGGUCCAGCCUGAGCGCCGCUAUCCACAGCAACGCCACGGCGGACGACAAGAAGAAGAUGGCGCUGAUGGGCGUGGUGGACGGUCUCUCAGCUGUCCAGGUGUCCAACUUGGUCAACACCACCGACGUGGACCUGGUUCUGCCUGACCUCCUCAGCACCAAACGUGACGGUGUGGAGCGCAUCAAAGCUGUGGACGCCCUCUCCUCUCAGCAGCGCAGCGUGGGCUGGGGCCUCGGCGCCAGCAAGCUGGAGCCUCUGUCUAAAGUGGCGACGUCUCCGGACCUGCGGCGUCUCUACCAGCUCCUGCUCUUCACCCUGCCCGGGACCCCGGUGUUUACCUACGGGGAUGAAAUCGGCCUUCUGCCAACAAACGGUACAAAAUCUCCCAAAAUGAUCUGGGACACGGAGGAAUCUACUGCGGACGAGGCUGCUGACGCUAACAGGACAGAACGCAUCGAUUUGAGGUCCUGGUUCAAAUCCCUCAGUGACCUGCGGGGCAAAGAGCGCUCGCUGCUUUACGGCGACUAUUACCCUCUGGAGUCGUCUGCCUCCUCGCUGGCGUUCCUGCGCGUGUGGGACCAGAGCGAAAGAUACAUCACCGCUGUCAACUGGGGGAAAGAGCCCUCUAAAUUAAAACUGACACUGCCGCCCACAGCUUCUACAGAAGGCGUCGUUUUGCCCAAGAUGGCCAAAGUGAAGCUGUCGACAGACGCAAACAUGACGGCGGAGUCGUCGGUCAGCCUGGAGUCGAUCUCUCUGGGGCCUGAAAAGGCAGUUCUCCUGCAGUUCCCCCUUGUUGUCUGAGGGUGGCGCCAGAGCCGCAGCGGAGUUGUGUGCAGAUCAGAUUUACUGGAGUAGGAGAGUAAGACUCAGCGGGGCUAAAUCUGAGGAGUUGGAUCAGGCAGUAAAAAGAGUCAGGAAAUGUAUUUUCUUACCAGAACAAGAACAUUAGUUGUUGGGGGGGGGG